Pseudonaja textilis is the source of this 3210-nucleotide messenger RNA. It is a transcript of the gene SMCR8, whose product is annotated as SMCR8-C9orf72 complex subunit. The record is from RefSeq and is a predicted model, not a curated record. NCBI's taxonomy places the organism in Eukaryota, Metazoa, Chordata, Lepidosauria, Squamata, Elapidae. Gene Ontology annotation, molecular function: GTPase activator activity. Gene Ontology annotation, cellular component: guanyl-nucleotide exchange factor complex.
UGGCCGCCCGGUGGCGGCUGGGGGGCUGAGGCAGCGGCGGCGAUUCCGGCGAGCCAGGCCGCGAUCCCCGUUUUCCGGUCAGGAUGAUCGGCGCGCCCGACGUGGUGGCCUUCGCCAAGGAGGAGGCGGCGGCCGAGGAGGCGGCGGCAGCGGCGCGCGAGCCGGGCCUGCCCGAGGAGUACUCGGUGCCGCUGCUGCCCGCGCCAGGCCGCGGCGCCCACCCGUGGUCCCGGCGGGGCGGCUUGGGGGGCGGCUCGGGGGGCUGUCCGCCGCCCUUCCCGCGCGACUUCCUGCUGGUGGCCGAGUUCUCGGAGCAGGUGGGCCCGCAGCCGCUGCUGACGGUGCCGGCCGGGGAGGCUCCAGGGGGCUUCGACCUGAACUACUUCGCCUUGCGCAUCAUGUCAGUGGACUACCAGGCCUGCGCGGCGGGGGCAGCCCCGGGAGGCCCCUACCCGCGCCUGCGCUUCGCCCGGGACUCGCAGGUGGUGCUGGGCGACUCCAAGGCGGGUGCCUUCGCCUAUGUGCACCACCUGACACUCUACGACCUGGAAGCACGUGGAUUCGUGCGGCCCUUCUGCCUGGCCUACGUGUCAGCCGACGAGCGCAAGGUCAUGCGCCUCUUCCCGGAGCUCUCGGCCCAGUUCUCAGGAGCCUCCGAGGGCCUGAAGGACGGCAACCGCAGGGCCUUCGCCCGUGAACUGGAGAAGAAGCUGCGCGACCUGGACUAUACCCGGUCCGUGCUGCACCGCGAGACCGAGCUGCAGAAGCGCAGCCUGGCGAAAGGCUGCUACUCCAGCCGAGCCAUCGAGAAGGCCAACGAGCUGGCCAGCGUGGAGAAGGCCAUCAUCGAGCACCGCGACCUGCUCCGGCAGAUCCGAUCCUAUCCACCCGGACGGCGGAAGCAGGCCAGCGGGCCUCCCUGCGAGCCGACUGGAGAGGACGCCCAGCCAGAGUUACCGGUUGAUGAUACGUUGCCACCGCCUUGUCCCCAGGGCUCCUCCUACACCCCGAAGCUCAUCCAGGCCAAAUCCAGCAAGUGCUUUGACAAGAAGCUGAAAACCCUGCAGGAACUCUGCGAGGAGCGCUCCUUCAGCCAGACCCUCGACCGCUUGCACCGGAUCGAGAAGAUGUUCCGGGGCGACGUUUGCUACCUCCUGAUCAACCGCAUCAGCAGAGCCCUCCUGAAGCAGCAGGCAUUCGCCAGCUUUCUUUUUGAAGAUGUGUCUCUCCUGGAUGAGGAGCAGCAGGAAAAGCCCUUUGAAGUCAGUCCGGGGCAGAACCUGGACCCUCCCAACGUGGCUUGUUUGGAAAGCGGACCAAGUCCUGAGAUACUCAUCGACCUUGCCUCUUACAAAUCCAGUGUGGAGUCUGUGCCGAUUAAGAUGGAUCCAGAGGUUGAAGACAGGCAAGACCCAGAGGUCUCCCACUCUGUCCCUUAUGACAAUGUCGAACUUCUAGAUGUCGACCUGAAAGGGAGCGUCAGCAGCGGCGAAAGCAUUGAAGUUUUGGGAACGGAGAAAUCGGCCACCACUUCUGUCCACUCUGAAAGUCAGUCAGGGUUGCUACAAGCGCCCCCCAGCCCCCCCGUGGUGAGGGAGAAAGCCGCCAGCAGCAGGACCAUUAGCGGAGACAGCAUCGAAGUCCUCAGUACCUGCCCCUCAGAGGCCCUGAUCCCAGACGAUUUUAAAGCAAGCUACCCAAGUGCCAUUAACGAAGAUCCUUACGGUGGCGAAGAAGAGGAGGGCUUCCUGUUCAGCCGUGACUUAACUCUGGACAGCACCGAAGAGGAGGUGGAAGGCAGCCCUGCACCUGAAGCCCCUCCGGGGGAUGCUUCUUGCUGCAUUGGCAAAGAGAGCCCCAACUUCCUUGAGGGUCAAGCCAAUGUGCCUCCCAGACACAGCGAUGACGACGGCGUGGUCAGCAUCCCCCCACAGCCAUACAGGCCAGGUGACGCAGGGUUUCAGGUGAACUUCACAGACUGCUCCCACGAUGGGGUCCUGGGAGGCCUCCUUGCCUACGAACUCGAUCCUCAUUACCUCUGUGAUGGCCGAGAAACCAGAAAAAUGAGCCUGGAUAAAUGCUCGGAUUCCACGAGUUACAUGAGCAGCGCGGCGUCCACCAACUCCGACCGGACCCCGUCCCCCGCUGCUCUCCUGGGAGAAAAGCCCAAGAAGGCUGGGCAGAGCGCCUUGCGCUUCAUCCGGCAGUACCCCUUCGCCCACCCUGCCAUCUACUCUCUGCUGAGCGGGAGGACCCUGGUGGUGCUGGGAGAAGACAAGGCCACCGUGGAGAAGCUCAUUGCUGCCCUCUCCAUUUUUGUCCCCAAUUCCGGCGCAUACGCCAAGCCCGUGAAGCACUGGGCUACCUCGCCUUUGCAGAUCACGGACUUUCAGAAGUGGAAGCUGGUGGGGCUCCAGAGGUCAACCUCUCCAGGUGGCCCCAACAUGAUGCAUUCUCUCAGCCGAUACAGCCGAUACAUCAGCGUGCUGGACGCCGACCACAAGACCCUCCGCUGCCCGCAGUACCGAGGGCACCUGAUCCUCCGGCUGGCCGACCACCGCACCCAGAUCAAGCGAGGGAGCACCUACCAAGUGCACGUCCAGACCCUCCUCACCCAGCUCUGCUCCAAGGCCUUCCUCUACGCUUUCUGCCAUCACCUGCACCUCCCCAUCCGAGAAGGGGAGACGGAGGACUCGGUCACCGCGCGGCGGGAGAACUUCUUGAAAGUCCAGCUGGGUCUGGCAAACGAGGACCGCAGAGUGAUCCAGUAUCUGGCCGAGCUUCUGAAAUUGCAGUACAUUCAGGAUCCCAUCUGCGGGGUUAGCCCCGUGCUCAGGUUCGAUUACCUGCCCAGCUCCUUGUACAAAAUUUAGGCGGCCUCCAGAGCCUGCCCUGCCAGUGUCCCUCCUCGCCCCACAUUCGUCUGUGGCCCUUAACAGGCUUCCACCCUUCCAGGACUGUCCCUGAGAGCGAUAAGAGGUUAAAGUGAGACUCCAGACACCUGGCACCGCUGCCAGGUGGCUCUCAAAAGGCAAGAGAGCAGCGUUUUGUACGGAGGGGGCAUGAAUGUGGCAGGCAGUCAUGAACUUGAGGAAGCUGGGAUAGCCGAGUUUGUGAGCGAGUUCUUCCGGUCGGGUCUCUUGCAGAUCGGUGGGAUAUCUCCAGUGCAUCUCAUUUGCAUGUGGGUUAGUAUUCCAACUAAUGUGAAUU